AUGCCGGUCACCCUUGAGGCGAUCGACAUCUCAUUGCCCUUUAUUUUGUCGGCAUGGCCGCCGUCGGCAUCAUCUUCUGGGCUCGCGGCGGCGGCGAUGGCGGUGGGCAGGACGAAGCAGAAUCUUUCUUCCUCGCUCGCGGGCCGCAGUAUGCGCUGGCCAGCGGUAGGGCUUUCGCUCUUUGUCUCCAACGUAGGGUCGGAGCACCUCCUGGGGCUCGCGGGCUCGGCAUCCGCCACCGGAGUCGCUUGUGCCUAUUUUGAGUGGUCGGCCGCGCUCCACCUUCUUCUGCUCGGCUGGCUAUUUGCUCCGGUCUACUCAUAA
Molecule: messenger RNA, 324 nt
Organism: Emiliania huxleyi CCMP1516
Lineage: Eukaryota; Haptophyta; Isochrysidales; Noelaerhabdaceae
Exons: 1
Coding region: 1-324 (107 amino acids)
Biological process (GO): transmembrane transport
Cellular component (GO): plasma membrane
Molecular function (GO): D-glucose:sodium symporter activity
Source: RefSeq, a predicted model, not a curated record